AGAAUGUACCAGCAACCCAAUGCUUGGCCGAGCUGAGCCGAAACAAGGCAAGAACACGUACACACUCUGCCAGGCUAGAAAACCAAAAAAAAUUGCAAUAGAUCGCGAUCACAAUUCACAAAGGCAUCUCGAGCUUAACUAUUUAAGCUCCAGAGUGGAAAUUCCCCCCAACUAAGCUAGCACUGGAGAUCUCUCCCUCCCUCUACUGCUCUGCUCGCUACCACUGUUCGCGCACGCACAUGUCGUCCUCGUCGUCGUUGGCCGGCGAGGAGAAGGGCGCCGCUCCGCCGCCGCAGGUGGAGCAGUGCAAGGGCGUGAACGGCCUCGACAAGGUCGUCCUACGCGAGGUCCGGGGCAGCUCCGCCGAGGUGUACCUGUAUGGUGGGCAUGUGACAUCAUGGAAAGAUGAGCAUGGAGAGGAGUUGCUUUUUGUUAGCAAUAAGGCUAUUUUCAAACCUCCCAAAGCUAUACGUGGAGGAAUACCAAUAUGCUUUCCACAGUUUUCCAACUUUGGAAAUCUGGAACAACAUGGAUUUGCGAGGAAUAGAUCCUGGAGCGUUGAUACUGAUCCGCCACCAUUUCCAGUACCAACUUCCAAUAGAGCAUAUGUUGACUUAAUCCUUACAUCCACUGAAGAGGAUUUGAAGAUCUGGCCUCAUAGUUUUGAAUACCGUCUGAGGGUUGCACUUGGUCCUGGUGGUGAUCUGAUGCUAACUUCACGUAUAAGAAAUGCUAAUGCAGAUGGAAAGUCGUUCUCUUUUACCUUUGCAUACCACACAUACUUUUCGAUUUCAGAUAUCAGUGAGGUACGAGUAGAAGGCCUGGAAACUCUGGAUUACCUAGACAACUUACAAGAUAGAUCCCGUUUCACUGAACAAGGCGAUGCGAUUGUUUUUGAAUCUGAACUGGACAGAAUAUAUCUGGGUACACCGUCAAAAAUUGCCAUUAUUGACCAUGAGAAGAAAAGAACAUUUGUUGUGAGGAAAGGAGGCCUUCCUGAUGCUGUUGUUUGGAACCCCUGGGACAAAAAGGCUAAGGCUAUGUCAGAUUUUGGGGAUGAUGAAUAUAAACGCAUGGUUUGUGUGGAGGCAGCUGCCAUUGAAAAGCAGAUUACUCUGAAGCCUGGUGAGGAGUGGACUGGGAAGUUGGAACUUUCUGCUGUGCCAUCUAGUUAUUACAGUGGUCAGCUAGACCCUGACCGUGUGAUUCAGGAAUCAAGUGUCCCAGAGGAUUCGAUUGGCUAGUCCUUGCUGUGUUUCUUUGCAGGUAGACCAUUAAUUAUAUCAUAUGCAUAAGGGACACUGCCAACAAGGAAUGUCGACAUGUUUCUUCGAUUCUAUUCAAAUAUUUGUUGUUUUCCAUUCGGAAUGCAUAUCCGGACUGAGGAACAUCAAAUUGGUUUCUUUUUUGGGGUCUACGUGAUAUAAGGGACAAAUCAGUGUUCAUACCCUGUACAGGGAUGUUUGAAGCGAGAAACAUCUUCAAUGGAUUGUAAAAUAAAAGAAAAUUUCUAUUUUAUUUUCAUCCAUUCUUUUUGCCUUCAGAUGUGUAAGUUCUAUACUGGACCUAGAAAACGGAGAUGGUGCGGAAAUGAACACGCAUAUUGUGUAAA
This is a messenger RNA of Phragmites australis (common reed), 1612 nucleotides long. RefSeq names its product putative glucose-6-phosphate 1-epimerase. Gene Ontology annotation, biological process: carbohydrate metabolic process. NCBI's taxonomy places the organism in Eukaryota, Viridiplantae, Streptophyta, Magnoliopsida, Poales, Poaceae. Gene Ontology annotation, molecular function: carbohydrate binding; isomerase activity. The record is from RefSeq and is a predicted model, not a curated record. Bases 240 to 1244 code for a protein of 334 amino acids. The transcript is spliced from 9 exons.